AAUAUUCUUAUAAUUUAUACGUAACUCGAAUACCUAUUUGUGAAUGGGUUCUGAAGAAGGCAUAACAAUGGCGCCCGAGAAAAAAAAAUCAAGCAAACCACUCACAAAAAAUCAUUUAAAUAACAAUUUAGUGACACUGAAAAAUGGCACAAAUCUAGUUCUAACUGCUGAACAUGCCUCCAUGGUUCGAAAGAGGGAAACUAAGGAAAAAAAACAUUAUAGGCUGGAAAGACUUGAUAAUCCACUUGUAUUGACAAAAUGUAAACUACCAUUACGGCCAUGUAAUAAUGUAGUUUCAGCAGGUUUUCCACAAUAUAUUUUUGAAAAUCUGUCAAAGAUGCAAAUUUCAGAAACCUUUCGAAUUCAAUCAUAUUCAUGGCCUGCCAUAUUGACCAAUGAUUCUUUAAUUGUCAUAAACGCUCCUAAGACUGGAAAAACAAUUGGUUACUUGCCUAGCAUCUGUUCCUAUGCAUUGCUUGAUGAUAUUCAAGCAAAAAAUCGUUGGUUAAGCCCCAUUGUAUUAAUUUUAGCCCCAACGGCGUCUGAAGUAGAUGAUAUUUAUAAUUUUAUAUGUAGGAUAGAUGUACAGAAAAGACUUCAAACUACAAGAGUACAUCAGUGGUUUAACAAACCUGUGGCGUUAUCGAAUGGAUGGGAUAUAAUAAUUGCUACCCCAUUGGUAUACUCCAAACUAUUGGCUUAUAAUUCAGUGACGACCCUUAAAGCUGUGGAUAUAGUUGUGCUUGAUAAUGUAGAGUUAGAUUGCCAAUAUGUUCAGCAAAUUUUAAAUAGUUGUGAUGCUCGUAUAAAAGCUCAACAAGCACAAUUGAUUGUCAUCUCAGAAAAUUUCAACAAUUAUCAUGAUAUGGUUCUAAAUCGUUACGAUGCUAACAUUUUGAUCGGUGCUCAUCUGGAAUCAGCAAUUUAUGGAGGGGUUCAAUUUGUAUUUAAGGUUUUGUACAAAAGUAAAAAAAAAGUUGCAAUAGAAAAUAUUUUGUCAGAUUUAGAUUACAGGAAAAUGCUUGUGAUUUGUAAAAAUAAAGAUGAAGUAAUUUCAGUUAGUGACCACUUGACCUUGCUAUCAGUAACCUGCUUAAAAGCACACGAAGAUACUGAACAUUUAGAUUUAGAGCGUGUUUAUAAAGUGUGGCAUAGAGAACGUUCAGAUAUGAUUUUAGUUUGUACUGAUCACACAUUCCCAGAUUUAGAUAUUACUGAUGCAACAACUAUCAUCCAUUACUCUUUACCGUUAACCUGGACUGGAUUCACACAUCGUUACUCUUGUAUGAUCAAUAACUUAAGCAGAACUUCUAACAAACCAAAAUGUUAUUCAUUUCAUCUGUUAGACGAAGACACAGUGAGACAGCUGCCACGAAUUAUAUCUUUUGUCGAAAGACUAGGACAGCCUGUUGAUGAAAAUUUAAAAUCAGUAGUAGAACAAGAGAUGGAAAAACAAGAAUAUGAAAAAGCUUUGAGCGGUAUAGAUUUGUGUGGAAGUAUGUUAUUACUGGGACACUGCGAUAAGAUUAAUUCUUGUAUCAAUAGGCAUAAAAUGACAUUGUAUGAUGCACCUAGAGAACAUCUGCCGACUAGUGGGGAAUUGAAAUAUAGAAUUCUUAAAAUAUUAGGUGUUGAUUAUUACAUGGCUUUGCUUCUUAGUUUUCGCAAACCAGGCAAAAGAGAGUGGGAGGAUUUUGAAAGUGAAACAUUAAAUUCUGCUAUGUGUUCGUUGUAUUACAAUAAUUUACCAGACACUGCUGUAAUAUCAGCACAAGCUAAGAUAGGACAUAUUUGUGCAGUCAGCAUGGGAGGUGGUGUCUAUGAGCGUUGUGAAAUAAAACAGGUGAAUGAAUCAGUAAGAAAAAUGGCUCCUACUACAGUAAAUAUAGAGCUUAUAGAUCGAGGUAUAAAGAUAGACAAAAUUAAUGUUAAUACGUUAUUAGAACUUCCUGAUCAUUUAAAAAAACCAUCAUUUAUAGUGACAAUUAGACUUGGUAACAUCAAACCUCAUGAUGAUAAUAAAUGGUGUGAUAUGGCCAAUAUUUCUGUAAAAAACAUUCUAAAUCUACCAAUAUCCGAUGAGGAAUAUUUUACUAGCAAAAUCUUAUUUGUUUUACAAAAUCACAUUUGGGUGAAUGAUAUAUGUAAAGGACAUGUUCUAUCGGGUGUGGAAGUGUGCACACAAUCCUUAAGAAGACAAAUUUUAGACAAAGAUAUUGGUGUACCAAAUAAUAGUCAAGUUGAGCGCUUAUUGACUUUAUACAACGACACAAAGAAGAAUGUCAAAAAUGAAGAGAAAAAUAAUAAUCAAGAUACGAAAGAAGCAAGUGAAGAAACAUUGCAAGAAAUAAAAACUGAAACUAUUGCUAGUGACAAGAUUGCUCAGAAAAUAAAUAUAUUGGAAACUGUAGUGAAACAAAAUGAUAUUUCUCCAUCUAAAUCUUCAGUAUUGGAGCGAUUUAUGAGAUGGGCAAGGCAAAAGGCAGAUGAGUCUGUAAAACAACAAAUAAUACCCGAUGAAAUUAAUUUGGAAAUAGGUAACACUUAUGAAGGUUAUUUGACUGUUGCUUACGAUGAUGAAGAUGUUACAUUUUAUAUACAGUUGAAUGCAAAUAUUGAUCCUUUUAAUAAAUUGAAUUCAGACAUUGAGGAAUUCACGAAAACAACUGAUAAUUUGAGGCAUUUUGAAAAUGCUCAAAUCGGUAAUUUUUGUUUAGUCAAGUGUGAGAAUAAUAUAUUCAAUAGAGCUAAGAUUUUAAAGUUACCAAAUGAUGCCAAAGAUGAAGAAAAAGAUGAAAACAAUGCGCAAGGAUAUGUUGUCUAUUUAAUUGAUUAUGGUGAUACAGAAACUGUUCAAGAAGUUUUUGUUAUUGAAAAUGAUUUACUAAAACUUCCCCAGCAAGCUGUUAAAUGUAAAUUGCACGAUUUAGUUAUAGAUGUUACAGUUAUUGAAGAUAUUGUAGCCAUGCUGUAUGAGCAUAGCGGUACCAUCUGGUUUGUAUCUGUUAUUGAUAUUUUAGAAGACAAAACUUAUAGUGUGAAAGUCGAAAAAGCUGUGAAUGAGAAGAUUGUAUGCUUGAAUGAAACAGCUGCUCGCUUCUGUGAAAAAGCUGAAAAACUUUUCCAGAUUUGUAGUGCACCCAAGAAAGACAUGUCAUUAGUUUGGAAUAUUUUAGCUGGCUUAGACGAGGACAGUGAUUGUCCUGAAAAAAUAUUUGAAGAUCUUAAUGAACUAAUGACACUAUAUGGAACACAAGUUGAAGACAAUCCAACUCCAAAAAUUAUAGAAAUCAAUGAUGAAUCUACAUCAGAAGAGAUACCAAAAAUAGAUCACUCUAAAAAUAUUUCAUUUCCUCCAGCUGCACCAUCGAAUUUAACUCCUGUUCACAACAUUCCAAAUGUGAUAUGGUCCCAAGACGAAAUUGAAAUAAUGCUUAAAUUUCAGACACCUGAUGUCGAUAAAUAUACCUUACGAGUUACAAUGAGGCACAUUUAUUUCAAGACAGUUGCAGGAAACGGCAUUACUUAUGAAUUUGCAGUGAAGCUUUUUGGACCAGUGGUGCCUGUUCUCACAAAACACAAAGCGUUGGGUCCUUAUGUUUAUGUCGUUUGUGCCAAACUGGUUUCAAGGUACUGGACUAAUUUAUAUUUAGGAGACCACAAGUUGAAAUUCAUUACUCAUGAUCAUGAUUGGAAGGUUAUGGAAUUUUCGAAGAAGGACAACAAAAGUAACAAACUGAUAGAUUAUGAUGAUGUUGAUGAAAUUGAUCUUGAAGACAAUGAUGAGGGUGACAGCGAUGAAAUUGAUUUGGAGUCUGAUGAUAAUGAAAUACUUGAUAUGAUGGAUUGA
Molecule: messenger RNA, 3850 nt
Organism: Ctenocephalides felis (cat flea)
Lineage: Eukaryota; Metazoa; Arthropoda; Insecta; Siphonaptera; Pulicidae
Product: putative ATP-dependent RNA helicase BoYb
Exons: 2
Coding region: 44-3850 (1268 amino acids)
Biological process (GO): germ-line stem cell division; transposable element silencing
Molecular function (GO): nucleic acid binding; ATP binding
Source: RefSeq, a predicted model, not a curated record